GUUCAUUUUCAUUUUAUGCUUCCUCCAUUUCUUCCUCUUCCUCUUCUCGUUUCAUUAGGCUGCUUUUCAUCCAAAGCGGAGGACAGAUUAUUUCGGAGGUUGUUCCGGAGGUACAACCAGUUCAUCCGACCAGUGGAGAAUGUAUCUGAUCCAGUCACAGUGGAGUUUGAGGUCUCCAUAUCCCAACUGGUCAAAGUGGAUGAGGUGAAUCAGAUUAUGGAAACCAAUCUAUGGCUGCGGCAUGUUUGGAACGAUUAUAAACUGAGAUGGGUCCCUGUUGAAUACGAUGGAAUUGAGUUCAUAAGAGUUCCUUCCAAUAAAAUUUGGAGGCCAGACAUUGUUUUGUAUAACAAUGCUGUAGGUUAUUUCCUUGUGGAAGAUAAAACCAAGGCUCUGCUGAAGUUUGAUGGCACCAUCACCUGGAUCCCUCCGGCUAUUUUCAAAUCCUCUUGCCCCAUGGACAUCACCUACUUCCCCUUUGACUACCAGAACUGCUCCAUGAAGUUUGGCUCCUGGACCUACGACAAGGCCAAGAUUGACCUGGUGCUCAUUGGCUCAAAGGUGAACCUGAAAGACUUCUGGGAAAGUGGAGAGUGGGAGAUCAUCGAUGCACCUGGAUACAAGCAUGACAUCAAGUAUAACUGCUGCGAGGAGAUCUACCCGGACAUCACCUACUCCUUCUACAUCCGUCGCCUGCCGCUCUUCUAUACCAUCAACCUCAUCAUACCUUGCCUCCUCAUCUCCUUCCUCACAGUGCUGGUCUUCUACCUCCCGUCUGACUGUGGCGAGAAGGUCACUCUGUGUAUAUCCGUCCUCCUCUCCCUCACUGUGUUCCUGCUGGUCAUCACCGAGACCAUCCCUUCAACGUCACUCGUCAUCCCUCUGAUCGGCGAGUACCUCCUCUUCACCAUGAUUUUUGUCACGCUCAGCAUCGUCAUCACUGUCUUUGUGCUGAACGUCCACUACCGCACCCCAAUGACUCACACGAUGCCGGAAUGGGUGAGGGCUGUGUUCCUUGGGGUGCUACCAAGGGUGAUGCUGAUGAGGCGUCCAAUUGACCAGGGCUGCUCCGCACCUGCUAGUAUUACAGCAGGGACGGGAGGAGGAGGAGGAGGAGGAGGAGGAGGGAGCAGCAGAGGAAAAAAGAAGAGAAAGAACAGCAUAGGAGAAGGAAGUUGCUCUGGAGGUGUAAGUGUUGGAGGUAUAACUGGGGGUGUAGCCUGUCCAACACUGGAUGGUGGCGCGGGGGGAGGAGGGGCCUCCUCAGCUGGUGGCUCCAUGAACUGUGUGGAGUAUGGCGACAUGAACCGUGACAUGAACCGGGAUAUGAACAGGAGGUGCCCCUAUAGAGGCAAGGAGGUGCCGACUCCUGUCCCUCCCCCUAUGGUGCCCCCUCCUCCUCCCCAGGCACCCCAGACCCAGGGGCUUCAAGAAUCAGAGCUGCCCAAGCCUCCCAGGCCCCUGAAUGCCCCAUCGCCUGUCAAUGCUGUUGUUGCCUUCUCCGUAGUGUCACCGGAGAUCAAGCAGGCCAUCGAGAGUGUGAAGUACAUCGCAGAGAACAUGAGAACUCGCAACAAAGCCAAAGAGGUGGAGGAUGACUGGAAGUACGUCGCCAUGGUCAUUGACAGGAUCUUCCUGUGGGUUUUUGUGACAGUGUGCGUGCUGGGAACUCUAGGACUCUUCCUCCAGCCGCUCAUCAGCUUUUUAAAAUGA
This is a messenger RNA of Xiphias gladius (swordfish), 1713 nucleotides long. RefSeq names its product neuronal acetylcholine receptor subunit alpha-3-like. Gene Ontology annotation, biological process: regulation of membrane potential; nervous system process; monoatomic ion transmembrane transport. NCBI's taxonomy places the organism in Eukaryota, Metazoa, Chordata, Actinopteri, Istiophoriformes, Xiphiidae. The record is from RefSeq and is a predicted model, not a curated record. Gene Ontology annotation, cellular component: neuron projection; postsynaptic membrane; synapse. Gene Ontology annotation, molecular function: acetylcholine-gated monoatomic cation-selective channel activity; transmembrane signaling receptor activity.